This is a messenger RNA of Lacerta agilis (Sand lizard), 3417 nucleotides long. It is a transcript of the gene XRN2, whose product is annotated as 5'-3' exoribonuclease 2. NCBI's taxonomy places the organism in Eukaryota, Metazoa, Chordata, Lepidosauria, Squamata, Lacertidae. The record is from RefSeq and is a predicted model, not a curated record. Gene Ontology annotation, cellular component: nucleus. Gene Ontology annotation, molecular function: RNA binding; 5'-3' RNA exonuclease activity. The coding region runs from base 46 to 2916 and encodes 956 amino acids. The transcript has 30 exons. Gene Ontology annotation, biological process: nuclear-transcribed mRNA catabolic process.
ACCUCGCGGGUGCCGCCGAGCUGCGCACAGUGCGAGAGGCGUCCGAUGGGGGUCCCGGCUUUUUUCCGCUGGCUGAGCCGCAAGUACCCGUCCAUCAUCGUGUCGUGCAUUGAGGAGAAGCCUAAAGAAUGUAAUGGUAUCAAAAUUCCCAUUGACUCCAGCAAACCAAACCCCAAUGAAGUGGAAUUUGAUAAUCUGUAUUUGGAUAUGAAUGGCAUCAUCCACCCUUGUACACAUCCUGAGGACAAACCAGCACCCAAAAAUGAAGAUGAAAUGAUGGUGGCCAUAUUUGAGUAUAUUGACAGGCUUUUUAAUAUUGUGAGACCGAGGCGGCUUCUCUACAUGGCAAUAGAUGGAGUGGCUCCCCGUGCAAAAAUGAACCAGCAAAGAUCUAGAAGAUUUAGAGCAUCAAAGGAAGGAGUGGAGACUGCAGAAGAGAAGCAGAGAAUCAGACAAGAAAUUUUAGAGAAAGGUGGCUGUCUUCCUCCAGAAGAAAUAAAAGAAAGAUUUGAUAGCAAUUGCAUUACUCCAGGGACUGAGUUUAUGGACAAUCUUGCUAAAUGCCUUCGCUAUUAUAUUGCUGAUCGUUUAAACAAUGAUCCAGGAUGGAAAAACUUGGCAGUUAUUUUAUCUGAUGCUAGUGCUCCUGGUGAAGGUGAACACAAAAUCAUGGAUUACAUACGAAGGCAAAGAGCUCAACCGAAUCAUGAUCCAAACACUCAUCACUGUUUGUGUGGUGCUGAUGCUGACUUAAUUAUGUUGGGAUUGGCUACACAUGAACCAAACUUUACUAUAAUUAGAGAAGAAUUUAAACCUAAUAAACCGAAGCCAUGUGCUCUUUGCAACCAGUUUGGACAUGAAGUUAAGGACUGUCAGGGUCUGCCAAAAGAAAAACAAGGGGAGCACGAUCAAUUUGCAGAUUGUCCUCCUGGUUCGGAACAAGAAUUUAUCUUUAUUCGCUUAUGUGUUUUGAGAGAAUAUUUGGAAAGAGAGCUAACGAUGGCCAGUUUGCCUUUCACUUUUGACGUUGAAAGAAGUAUCGAUGACUGGGUUUUCAUGUGUUUCUUUGUGGGAAAUGACUUUCUUCCUCAUUUACCCUCUUUAGAGAUCAGGGAAGGAGCAAUUGAUCGUCUAGUGAACAUAUAUAAAAAUGUUGUGCACAAAACUGGGGGAUACCUUACAGAAAAUGGCUAUGUCAACUUGCAAAGAGUGCAAAUGAUCAUGUUAUCUGUUGGAGAAGUUGAAGAUAAUAUUUUUAAGAAGCGAAAAGAUGAUGAGGAAAAUUUCAGAAGAAGGCAGAAGGAGAAAAGAAAAAGGAUGAAAAGGGAACAGCAUUCUAUGCCUGGUGGCCAGUUCACCCCACAACCUUUGGGGAGGGGAAAUAGAGGAAGUCAUCAACCCAUCAAUAAUCCAAGACAUGCAGCCUUUGAAAUGAGAAUGCAGGACAGACAGAGCACUACUCCUUCAGCUUCUCCUAAUACGAGUUUCACCUCUGAUGGUUCACCAUCCCCAGCAGGAGGAAUUAAGCGGAAAGCAGAGGACAGUGACAGUGAACCUGAGCCUGAAGAUAAUAUCAGGUUAUGGGAAGCUGGCUGGAAACAGCGCUACUACAAGAACAAAUUUGAUGUUGAUGUCGCUGAUAAAAAUUUCCGUCGUAAAGUUGUACAGUCUUAUGUAGAAGGGCUUUGCUGGGUUCUCCGGUACUAUUAUCAGGGGUGUGCCUCCUGGAAAUGGUAUUAUCCAUUCCAUUAUGCGCCAUUUGCCUCAGAUUUUGAAGGAAUUGCAGACAUGCCCUCAGACUUUGAAAAAGGAACCAAACCGUUCAGGCCUCUUGAACAACUUAUGGGCGUCUUUCCUGCAGCUAGUGGUAACUUUCUCCCACCAACUUGGCGGAAUCUUAUGACUGAUCCGGAAUCAAGUAUAAUUGAUUUUUACCCCGAAGACUUUGCUAUUGAUUUGAAUGGAAAGAAAUAUGCUUGGCAAGGAGUUGCACUGUUGCCUUUUGUUGACGAACGCCGUCUGAGAGCUGCUCUAGCAGAGGUGUAUCCUGACCUCACCCCUGAAGAAAUCAGAAGAAAUAGCCUUGGUGGUGAUGUUCUCUUUGUUGGGAAACAGCAUCAACUUCAUGACUUCAUUCUCGAACAGUACAAGUCUGGUGAAAAAGAGGCAGUAGGCAUGCCCCCUGAACUGUGUCAUGGUAUUCAAGGAAAAUUAGCCAGGAAUGACAAUCCAGUUCUUCCUGAUGAGACAUUGCAUUCUCCUGUGCCCAUGCUGCGUGACCUGACACAGAAUUCUGCAAUAAGUAUCAACUUUAAGGACCCACAAUUCCAAGAAGACUUUAUUUUUAAGGCAGAGGUGUUAUCUGGAGCAAAGAAGCCUCCACCAGUUCUGAAGCCAGGUGACUGGGAGAAAACUAACAAUGAUGGCAGACCUUGGAGGCCACAGCUUGGCUUUAACCGCGACAGGAGGCAGGUUCACUUGGACCAGUCAUCAUUCAGAACUUUGGGUCAUGCAAUGUCAAGAAACAGGGGACAUUCUGGAAGUGGAGUUUACAGCAAUAUUGCUCCCCCUGGAGCUUACAAUCAGGGAAAUACUUACAGACCACUGCUGGGAAGACCACAACAGAUUCCAAAAUUGCUUUCAAAUGUUGGUCCCCAAGACUCAUGGCAAGGUCCUACACCUCUCUUUCAGCAUCCACCACAAAGAUUUGACAGAAAUUCAGGGGCCACUCCUCUUCUUGCAUGGAAUCGCAUGCCUCAUUCACAAGGACAACCGUACCAACAAAAUCAGUACCAGCGCCCAGGUGGACCAAUGAAUUACCCACAAAGGCCCAAUGAUCGGAGGGAAAGGGGAAGACAGGGAUAUGGAAGGCCUUACCCAUUGCCACCAUCUUCUGGAAGAUACAACUGGAAUUAGGCUUUCGGCAUUUCCACCAUUUAAAACAAUCCUUUUUUAAAUACCAUCUUUAUCAUCUUGAGUAAUUUCUAGGUGAUAAGCUUUCUUUUUAAACUGUGUACAUUUUUACUGAUAAGAUUUGAUAUGAUACAUAUGUUACUUUACAACUGUACUGCAGAAGACAAGUGAAAUUAGCCCUUAUUUGCUUGUGUGAGAAAUCUAAUGAAGCCGGAGUCCUGUUCUGUCUUUACUGUGUGGUUUUUAUUGCAUUACUACAUUGUUGAUGCCUUUCGUAUUCACAUCAGAAUCUCCCUUUGGUUCACAGCUAGGAAUAGCAUUGAAAACACACACAGAAAUUGUGUUUUAAUUGUGGAAGUUAGCUUAGAGGCUAUCUACAAGCACAAUGUUUUAAAGACUUUUGGUCAGCAUUCCUUCUAAAGUGCUUCAUUGUUGAUGUAUUUGUCCCUUUAAAAAAAAGUUGGUGAAGUUUUGAAGUAAAAGUUUCAUCUUUUACAACAUCAA